AUGCCUUUUCCUUUUGUUCUCCCUACCACGUCGGCUUUCUCAUUCUCCUCGAGCUUCACCAGCGAUACCCAUCCCUCAUUGCCCCUCAGCGCUAGUACGUAUCGCGGGGUCGUGAGAGAUGCUCUGAAGAAACACAAGCGCCUCUCACCUCCUUCGCAGUCAUCCCACAUAUCCACUGUUAUCGGGGCCCUCAAUGGCUACGUUCCGUACAUUUUAGCCGUCGAUGCCGGCCUCAACCCGAACGCUCAGUUUGGAGAAAGCAUCAGCCUCAGGGCUACCUCACCACCGACGAUCGAAUGGCGUUCGACACUCUCGGACAAUGCAGUCCCCGGGAGAGAACGCUCCAGGGUAAAGGUUCAGUCUGUGGACUAUGAGAUUGCUUUCACCUUGUCAAGCUUGGCCAACGCAUACACCUUGGUUGCUCGGGCUGCCCUUCACCCGCUAUUUGUGACGACACAGGCCACCUUGGAUGCCCAGCAGCGAACAGCUGCAAUCCAAACGGCAACUAAGUAUCUCCUGGAUGCCGCAUCGAUAUACGACUGGCUGGUCAUCAGGGCAGAGAGAGUGCAAACGGCACCACCUUGCAGCGAUGUUUCGCCGUCAACCCUCCGCGCAAUGUCCUCGCUCGCGCUCGCCGAAGCAACACUCCUCGCAGUCUUGAAAGACGACCCUUACCCAGCCAUUGUUUCUCAGGACCGCAACAAGAAUGACCGCGAGUGGAUGUACAAAGCUCCCGAUAUUCCCAGAGUCCGCGCCCACCUCUUCGCCCGCCUGUGCCUUGCCGCCGCAGAGCACGCUGCCCAGGCGUCCUCACUUUGCCAAGCCGCAGGCCGAGGAUCCAGCAAGAUCAACGAGGGUCUCCUGCGAUAUCUCGAAGAUCUUCGGCGGACUUGCCGUGCUAAAGCAUGUCGGUUCUUUGGUAUUGAUGCUGAGAUCGGCGGCGAGGUUGGGAAGGCCAUCGCUUGGCUACAGGCCGGCCUGCAGGAGCUCGGUAUCGAGUCCAAGUACUCAGCUAAAGGAUCCGGCUUCAGUCGCUUCAAGAAGGAGUGGACCGAGAAGCGCGAGGAGCGGAAAGUGGAGAAGGAAACAGCCUGGGGGGCGGACGGCGGUAAGGUCGAGGAAACGAGAGUGGUUGAGUUCCUUGAGGUCAAGUGGCAGAAGCUUAACGAUACGAUGAACGUCCAGAUCAUUCCGCCGGUCGGGCCCUUGCUGGCUCAGAUGCCGUCUGGCCGAGAGAUUCAUGCCCUCAAGCCAUAUCAGCCUCCAACGCUGGACCCAAGUAUCCUGGACGCCAUGCGCGCACCGCCAGAGAGGAAAGACGACUAUGGAGAUGCUUUGAGCUCGGACGAUGAGGCAAAAGGUUUCCCCGCCUUCCCUGUCGAGCAAAAGGGUACCGGUCCGAUGCGGAGGCUAUCAAUUAUCCAGCCCGGUCGGGAGGACUACGUUCACCGACGCAAGGUUUCCUUCUCGCCGACCAUGCUUAGCGCGGUAACAUCCCCCGUCACCAGCACCAUCACGACAUCCAGCAGCACAUCCUCCGCCUCGACCACGAAAAGCAACAACCCAAACGAUAUAAGACACAGUGUCCUUGUCAAUGGCCUCCCUCCGCCGUCUCCGUCGCUUCCCCUCCCGUUCAAUCUCACCGAUAGGGGUCUUCUCAAUCGUGACUGCCAUGUUCACAACGAGUGGAUCGAGUCCCGGAGCAAGAAGCGCUUCGCGAUUAUAGACCCGGGGACAGGUCGCGUAUGGGCUACAUGUCCCGACUGCACCAAGGACGAUGUCGGCCCAACCGUCAGAUCCGCCUUCUCCGGGUUCCAAGGGUUCUCAGCCGAUACUUCGAACCACGAACGAGCUCGUCUUCUGACGGCUUGGCAUCAUCUCAUCAUCGCCGCCCGCCUCGACCUCGCCACGAUUCUCGUCCACGAAACAGGGAAGCCGCUGGCGGAGGCAUUGGCCGAAGUUGACUACGGCGCAGGCUUGGUCAGGUGGUUUGCCGGUGAGGCCGACCGCUUUCCGCAAGCUGUUCUUCCAACCUUUCCGACUUCGCCUAUAUCCCCUCGAACCCCUUGCACCCCUUCUACGCCGGCUACAAUUGGCGGUACCCCGACAUCAAGCGGUUUCAGAAUGAGACGGCCUGCGGUUCUUAAGCAACCUGUUGGUGUCGUUCUCGCACUCGUGCCUUGGAGCUUCCCGCUUGCGCUUGCCCUCCGCAAGUCCGCAGCCGCGCUCGCGGCGGGAUGUACUGUCAUUAUCAAGCCUUCAUCUGAAACGCCUCUCACCGCGCUCGCGAUAGCAUGUCUAGCAAACCGAGCGGGAUUUCCUGCCGGCGCUCUCAACGUGAUAACAACCAGCUUGGGAAACACACCAGAUGUCGCCGAAGCGCUAUGUAUGCACCCUCUGGUCAAAGCAGUUAGUUUCACAGGCAGCGCGCGCGUCGGUAAGCGAGUUGCCACGACAUGCACUCGAAAUUUGAAGCGUCUGUCGCUCGAUCUGGGUGGAAACUGUCCCUUUAUCGUUUUCGAUGACGCAGACUUGGAGAAUACCGCCAAGGAACUGGUGGCACUGAAGUGGCGGCAUGCAGGACAGGCAUGCAUUGCGCCGAACCGAUGUUAUGUCCAGAGGCGCGUCUAUGAUUCCUUUUCGGAACUGGUGGUUCAAGAGGCGGAGAAGUUGAAAAUAGGUCAUGGGAUGGAGCGGGAGACGACCUUGGGACCACUGACGACGAUCCGUGGUCUGUACAAGGCAGAAGCGUUGUGCAAGGACGCUGAGGAAAAGGGGGCUUCCGUGCUUCUGGGCACUGGAAGGAGAGAGCCCGGGGAUGGAUACUUCAUGUCACCGACCGUUUUGGGAAACAUGACGGAUUCGAUGCUCAUGUGUCGUGAGGAGAUUUUCGCACCGAUCCUCGGGCUUUACAUAUUCGACACUGAGGACGAGGUUGUGAAGAAGGCAAAUGACACGCCUGUCGGGCUUGCUGGUUAUGUCUUUACGAAGAGCUCUGACCGGCUGACUAGCAUGUUUGAACGACUGGACGCGGGGGUUCUCGGAAUGAACACUGUCUCUCUCGUGGCGGAUUGCCCCGCGCCUGCGGGCAACAACGGGAACGGAUACGGAUCUGGCUCCAGUUCGGCUACGACGUUGGAAGAGUUUCUUAUUACCAAAUCAGGCGCAAUGAUGAUACGCCAGGAUUGA
Molecule: messenger RNA, 3189 nt
Organism: Colletotrichum aenigma
Lineage: Eukaryota; Fungi; Ascomycota; Sordariomycetes; Glomerellales; Glomerellaceae
Gene: palc-1
Product: pH-response regulator protein palC
Exons: 4
Coding region: 1-3189 (1062 amino acids)
Molecular function (GO): succinate-semialdehyde dehydrogenase (NAD+) activity
Source: RefSeq, a predicted model, not a curated record